AUGAGUGCUUGUGGUAAUCUUGUGGUUCACGACGGAAGGUACAAGUUUAAAGGAAGUAAGGACUACGUAUCAAACUUUACCAUUCGUUUUCUGUAUCCAGUGGAGGUCGGUAACAAUGGAAGCGGUUACGUUGGGGUGGCUACUCACAAAGAUGGUAUCGAAAAGUAAGUACAAGUAAUCUCUAUUAUAUACUGAGUUUAAUAAAAUUAAUCGAAAGUUCAUGCAUGUUCUGAUAUGUUUAAUGAAUGUUGUUAUUCUAUCCAUGUAAUUUGGACAGUAUUGUCAAAUGCGUGUCUGAACGAUCAUCAGCCAAUACGCAGCAUAUAACACCAAAACAGAAAGGGUAAAGUGAUAAAAACAACCGUACAGUGUCUACAUGCUGCGUUAAAUACCAUACAAAUCCUGUGCUUGAAUUAUCUAUAUAACAGGCGUAAAGAUGAAAGGGACAAAAUUAUUAUAAAGAUUACAAAACAAGGCCCGCUGACUGGUUGUUUAAGGCCCCAGUUACACGAUACCAGUCUCGUAUCGGAGCGACAUCAAUUUAAGGUGUUUUCCAGUCAUGUCUGCUCUUACAACUUUUCAUAUAUGCCGUUUUUGUUUAAUUAAUAUGGUACAUUAUCAUAAUUUUAAGUGCCAAAUUCACCUCGAAGCAGUAUAAUUUGAUGUCGCUCCGAUGCGAAUCAGGUAUCCUGUGAAUGGGGCCUAAAUGUUUUAUUUUAAACCUAUAAUGCUAUAUCGAGAAAAUUAACAUUGCCUAAAUAUGAAAGUCUUUAAUAACGAUAUUUAAUAACAUGAAUGAACUUUUAUUGACUUAUUACGAAUUCCAUACAGCUUGGAAGCUCCCAUUGCCAUUGGUAAAUUGCUGAAAUUUCUCGUUACAAUAAAUAAAUGUAGAAUAAACUCAAUUUAUAGUCGCUUGUAUUUUCUCGCUAAAUAUUUGUUUUCCUUACAUUCAGACGAUUCUUCUGCCGCAUAACCUCAUUUACGAAGUUAAGCGAAUUCACAAAAGAGUUGAACUACAAUUCUCCAGCUCUAAAAAAUUAUAUGAUCGAACUGACUAACUCGCGCCUCAACAAACUUUUGACCGAAUUAUCCGACCGAGUAACUGGCACGGAUGAGAGUGAGAUCCCUCAGGCAGUACGGAUAAUUGGCAAAAAUUAUAACCGAGCAGAAGUUCCAAUCUGGGUUUUGAACGAAGAUGUGGCGAUUGAUGCUGAAGGGCAGCUAGUAGACCCAAAGGACUUUCGACUGGUGUGGUUAGGCCAGCUAACAAACGGAGACGGAGUGCACGUGGCCAAACACGAACAUGCUUGUAAUAUUAAAUUGCCUCUUGGAUUUGAAUCGUUUGAUAUCAUGUGCCACUUUCUCAAUGGGUCACUAGGAACAUAUAUUUCUGGUAAUCAGGAUAUAAGAGACGCAGUGAAUACAAUGCUGCCAACAUCACUUCAAUAUACUGCCCGUAACUAUGAAGAGGAGGUAUAUAUACAUAUUAAAUUUAAAUAAUUUUGUUCAACCGUAAAGGCCAUGUUACAUCUUGCAACUUGCAAUGCAAUUCUAAUCUUGAGAGAUGUUAAUUAGUAAAACCAGUGAAGAAUUUUCGAUAUGUUGAGAAAACAUCAGUGGAGUGUAAUGAAGAUUCGUAUUUGGCAAUUUUAUAUCUCUCAGGAGUAGAGAAUGUCUUGCAUGCAUGGUUAUGCACGCGACUGACACCCCGUUUCAGCUUCAACGCAAAGUACUGUCCCGGCAUGCGAAAUCAUGCAAAUACAAUAAUUUGAUAUGGUUCUAUUCGCAUUAAAAAGCAUUUAAGGCAACAUUAGCUAUAUAUUUUCUCGGUUCUUUAAAUUGUUGCCAUCAAUCACGCAGUGCAUUCAUAUAGGCCGUUUCAAAUCACCGACAACACAGAAUGGACUACAAUGUCAAUGACACCAUGGAUUGUAAAAUAACUAUUCUAUUUUAUUAUCCAUGAUGACACCCAUCAAACAUUUCAAACUCUUCAUACUUCAGUGAUUUAAAUUAAUUUGAUUAAUUAAAGAAGUAUUUCAAUUGUUAUUGUAAAGACAAAUCUUCGCAACUUCGUACCUAAACUGUGAUAAUAUUCAUAGUGUAGACAGCAAUUUAUCAGUUUUUCGCAGUCCGUCUGCAUGUCAGUUCACAAAUGUACAUAUUAUUUAGAAUGCUGAUGGGACCAUAAUUACAGAAUCUGGAGAAAAUAGCCGCAGCAAUUUUCUAUCCCAGUUUUUUAUAAUAUCCUCUGCAGCAAUUGUGUCCAACUUUGCAGAGGUAGGUGAAUGUGUAAUUUAAAAUGGGGACUACGAUCAUUUUACGGAUAAGUUUCAACUGUAUAGUUGCAACUUUAUUUGCAUUUACUUCAUAUUUCCUCUACUAUAGCCGCUUCUCUAGACAAACCUUUAACAUUUUAAAACAACGCUGUCUUACUAUUUAAUUGUAAUGCUUAGGUCUAUAUUCACAAAUCUCUCAUGCACUAUUUCCUUAUAGAUAUUGUAGUAAUAGUUUUAUCAGGUGAAGAGCCAUUGUAACAUGAGCGAGUUUUCAUAAGCAAAUUAAUUUGGCAGCAUUGACAAUGUUCAAAUUUAAUAAUUAUUGUUGCUCCUGGAACUUUCACGUUUCAUAAUUUAGGAAGGUAGAUUAUAAUUUAUACUGAAAAGAUCAGUCUUAAAAUUUUUUCACCAGCUAUAUAGUGCAGGUAUAGUGCCUAGGCAAUUCGUCGGGAAUUCAGUAUAUAGCAAACUAACUUCCAGACGAAGAUCCUUCCCUCCAAACGUCGGAUUUCUCGUUGAAUUUUUCAGGUGGUUGCAUUCCCACCGAGUAAAAAUUAUUUCAUAUUGUAGUUUCAUCAACUCUUAGACAGUAAAAACUGACCUACAAAACAACUUCUAUUUUUAGUGGCAGAAACUGAUUGGCUUUUGUCCACUUGUCAUUGCUAUUGGGAGUCCAGGCUGUGGAAAAACAAAAGCAGGGAAUGUUGCAAUCGCAUGUACAGGAUCAUACCCAACUCAAUUUUACAACCUGUUCACUGAUGCCUAUAAUGGACAAGUGGCCAGUAUGACGUCAAUGGGUUUUCAAGCGGACGAUCCGACCGACCCAGCAGAAGUUGGAAAGGCUGCGAAAAGAUUCUUUUCGGACGGUUCAAGUGGAAAUUGCUUUGGACAAAAAACUCCAAAGUGCAGUCCAAUUUUCACUGUGAAUAAACAUGUGAUAAAAUGGUUGCUGCACCCUGAACGACAGAGGUAG
Messenger RNA from Paramuricea clavata, 3252 nucleotides. The record is from the annotation of a GenBank genome assembly. NCBI's taxonomy places the organism in Eukaryota, Metazoa, Cnidaria, Anthozoa, Malacalcyonacea, Plexauridae.